GGGGAACGGCGAGCCCGGGUUCUGCGCGUCUGGCCGGCUGGCUGGCCGGCGGGCGUCGGGAUUCGGAGGCCGCGUCGGGAGGCUCGAGGCGCGCCAGGCGGUCUUGAGGGGGUGCUUGCGGGCUGUCCAGUCUGCAUGAACUAACAGAUCACUGUAAUUUUGUAAAUUGGCAAUCAUGAACGUCAAUGACUUCGUGAUACUCCCUGGUUCUAAGAUGGGAAUGUCUGUAAAACUGAAGGCAAAAAGUGUGCGAGAGUUGCAGUUGGAGAAGGUUCAGCUGGAACUGGACAAUAAAGAAAUGGAAAGGAAAUUGCAGCAGCUUCAGUCGAACAUGAGCAGAGAGAAGCUUGAGAGAGAAAGAGCAAAUGGAUAUCACUGGAAGUCUGGCCAAGCUGGCCUGGGCCUGCAGCCCCAGAUGUCACAAAACAAAGAGAACACUGCAAAGAUUUCUUCAGGCAAAGUAAAGCUGAGAGUACUAAAAGAACAAAGUCCAGAGCCGGCUAAGCAGUUAGUUGCCCAAAGAGUUGCAAGUGCUGCGUCCACAGAAAAGCCAAAAGCGAAGGGAAAGCCAUGUGGCCAGUGUGAGACCAAGGCUGCCUUGCUGGUGUGUUUGGACUGUGGAGAAGACUAUUGUCCGAGCUGCUUUGCCAGAGUCCACCAGAAGGGGGCACUGAAGCUCCAUAGAACGACUUGUUUGCAGGCAAAAGUACAUGUUCCAGUGGAGAAACUGCAGGCUGCUCAGCAGUUCCUGAAAAAAAUCUACCCCGAUGAAUCUAAUGGCAAGAUAACUUAUGAGCAGAAGAAAGGAGUCAGUUUCUCAGAGGAUCCAUCAGAGAGUUCUUCACCUUUACCAAAAAUGCCAACACAUGAUAUAGAGGAGGCUUUUACAGAACCAACAGAAGUUUCGUCCCAGUGCCAGACAGGAGGGUCUUUACUGCACGGUGCCUUUAACGAAGAAGAGUCCGCAAAGUUUUUCCAGGAAGCUCUAAAUCAGUGGAGAAGCAGAAAUUCUCCUCGAAAGCAUACAGAAGAACGUUGUUGUCAGUCUGAGCCAGAAAUUACAGAAACCUGUGAGGCACAAACAAGUCCUCCAAUUAUGAAAAAACCCGUGGAAAUUCAGUUUGAAGAGGAUAGCUUGAAAUAUAUGGAAAAAUUAUGGCUUAAGAAAUAUAAAAGAACUCCACUUGAGAUGUUGCCAGAUGUUCUAGGAGAUGAACUUAAACCUACCAAAUCUCUGAUAAAUGAAGCUCCUGAUACUACUUGGGUUGGAGAAGAGGAAGAAGAGGAUGAGGAAAUUGUAAAUGCUCAUUUAGCAGCUGAAGAGAUGAAAAAAUUCUGGGCAGAUGUUAGGAAAGAAGAGCCUGAGGCAGUUCCUGUAAACCUUGAGCCUUCUCUGAAAAUUGAGAUCCUUGAAGAUACUUGCGAGGAGGAGGCAGAAGAAGCUGCUGACUUUGUGAUUAUGGAAACUGGGUUUGAAGAGUUUGAUGACUACAGCGGCACCACGUCAGAAAAUCACAAAACUGAACCAGACAUUUUUCUGGCACAAGCUGUCGAUGUUCCCACGAGGUCACCUCUUUCUUCUGCAGUUGACAAAGAAAAUGAUUUAACUUUUCUUCGUAAUAAACAUGAAGAAACUCCUAGAGCAAGCUCACCUUCUGUACAAUCAAGAAGAACGGAUGUUCUUUGUGAUCCUUCCAGUACCGAAGAAGUUUCCAGCAUUCCUUAUGAAAGAGCUGCAACAAAAGAAGAAGCCAUUGUAGGGAAAAAGAAUCGCUCCUGCAUGUCACUGGGGCAGAUUUCGAGUUCUCUUGAGUUGGCUCCUUGUGAAUCUUCCCCUCUGAUAGAAUUUCCUAAGGACUGCGAGAGAGCGCUAGAGUUGAGGGAAGCCUCAUCAGUAACUACUGAGUGUUCCAUGUUGUUGAAAGAAGUGGCCUUAAAAGAGAAACCCAUUUGUGUCCCAUAUCGAGGACUUGAGGGAUUCUUUGCAAUGAGUACAAGCUCUCAGGAAGUUAUGGCGGACUUGUUUUCUUCACCACGGACAGCCAGGCAAUCUCCAAGCAAGGGCAUUUCAUUUUCAGGGUCUGACCAAUGGAUCAAGGACUUCAGCUUUAGUGAGUGUGCUGAUGAAACUGUAGUGCAGGAUGUCUUGAACCUGGAGCUUGCCGGGCCGUCUAGUAGAUUGGAACGACAGAGCCCAGGUGCUAGAGCUUCAUUUUCAGUCUCACACAGUGCAAAGGCUAUUCCAAGGCCUUUUUCAUCAAACAGACCCUUCUACAGCCCUGCUGCGCAAGACAGCUCUCGUCCUUCUUCAGCCCUUCAGAGAGGACCCAGGAGUUCACCGGCUGCACCUUUAUCUCGAGCCGCUUCUGAAAUUUCAGAAAUUGAAGACAUUGAUGUCACUGAGCGCAAUGAUCCCUUCUUGGAAGAUAUCAUGGACCAACAAGCUUUAGCAGACUUAGAAAGUGAAUUGCAAACUAAUGCAGAUCUUCAGCCGAAACUCAGUGGGGUCUUGUCUGAUUCACCUGCCCUCAACAGACGUUCAAAGGUGACAAGUCGCACUUGUACAGCCUUUUAUAACAACCAUGAAAUAAAAGACUACAGUCAAAGUGACACUAUACGAGUAUACGAUGAUUAUACAGAUGACGAGGAAGACCUUUGGCAGGACAAGCAGCAGGUGAUGGAAUUACGUUGAAAGUAUAGGACUCGGCUCUGCCAACAUCUUUUCUUUGCAUUCCGUAAAACCAUCAGGUCAAAGUGCUGGUCUUGAGUCUGGUGGAUUAACUUGAGCUCAUGCGCAAACAAAUCUACAUGGCACAAAUAAAAUACAUGUUGAAACCAAAACAAACAAACAAA
Heteronotia binoei (common prickly gecko) is the source of this 2853-nucleotide messenger RNA. It is a transcript of the gene ZBBX, whose product is annotated as zinc finger B-box domain containing. Gene Ontology annotation, biological process: cilium movement. Lineage: Eukaryota; Metazoa; Chordata; Lepidosauria; Squamata; Gekkonidae. The transcript has 20 exons. The record is from RefSeq and is a predicted model, not a curated record. The coding region runs from base 176 to 2692 and encodes 838 amino acids. Gene Ontology annotation, cellular component: motile cilium.